AUGGUUAUUUUAGAAAGGUUGUACAAUGGACUGCGGUACAAGAAGAAUAUGAUGAUCGUGUCGGAACUGCCAUCGCAACGAUCGGGUUCAAAUCUGCCGGAUGUGGGAAGAAAUGUUCGCGAUCUGGCGCAGUUUAUGCCAGAUCGAAGACGCGACGAUCUCAUCGAAGCCACUCGAAAGCUUUGUGGAGCGUUCGGCGACUUCCUUCAUGCCGUCAAUCCUGAACACGAGAUUUAUUUAUUGCUUUUUAAGGAGAAAAGAACGACCGUACUGGCGGCAGCUGGACGAGUUGGCGAUUUCUCACAGCAAGUCAUCAAUACGAUGGAUGAGCCGACACACGAACAAUCGUACUUCCAUGAUCAUCUCGUUCAGAAGGCCAAGAACGUGGCCACCAGCACCGCUCAACUUGUGCUCAGGUACGGUAUCGUUACAGCCAAGGGUCAAUGGCCAGUGUCUGGUCUUUUCAUGGCAUAA
Molecule: messenger RNA, 474 nt
Organism: Ostertagia ostertagi
Lineage: Eukaryota; Metazoa; Nematoda; Chromadorea; Rhabditida; Trichostrongylidae
Source: the annotation of a GenBank genome assembly